CAACUAGACACGGAGAUGCUCAGGGUGGAUGUGCAGGCGGCAAGGAGAAUAUACGACCACAUGAACGCGAAGAAAAAUAUCAGCUGCAGCUCCGUCAUCGAGUUAUUUCUGUCGUUUCCGGAGGUGAUUCCCGGAGCGGAGGACUCGGAUCAGGUGGGAACAAAACGUAGUUUUGAAGACAUUUAUGUCUCCUGUGAAUAUGCCUGCUUGGGCUCCUCUUCGGUUUCAGUUUUUCUCUUGCGGUACAACUUGUGAGGCCGCUAGGACGAUGUUAUGCUGUACCUCUAGUGUAGAAGUAAAGUUUUGGACGGACGAAUGUACUAGAUUCCCAAUUAAAUCGAGUUGCCCGUAAAGUAAAGAAUAAAGAAAUACCUACCACAAAAAUCUUCAGGUUGCCAUGAACAGCACCGCCCUGCUGACCAGUCUCCGCAUGUUAGAAGAGGCUACCUGGGCCUUAGAUCCUCACCCCGGCUCCUCUUCUACCACUUCCACCCUGCAUUCCCAAUCCACC
This is a messenger RNA of Amoebophrya sp. A120, 511 nucleotides long. The record is from the annotation of a GenBank genome assembly. Lineage: Eukaryota; Dinophyceae; Syndiniales; Amoebophryaceae.